Molecule: messenger RNA, 1146 nt
Organism: Aureobasidium melanogenum CBS 110374
Lineage: Eukaryota; Fungi; Ascomycota; Dothideomycetes; Dothideales; Saccotheciaceae
Product: beta-lactamase/transpeptidase-like protein
Exons: 2
Source: RefSeq, a predicted model, not a curated record
AUGUUUAUCAGUCUGAUUUUGACCUUGUUUUUUGCGUCCUGCUUUGUUUCUGCGUUGCCUGAAUCGGAGGAUGUUUUGCUUGAUGCUGGAUUUGAUAAGUUCAUACUGCAGCUGUGCGACACUCUGCACAUACCUGGUAUCAGUGUGGCUGUGGUCCAUAAGCACUCUGUUGGGUCCAAGGGCUAUGGCUACGCAGUACUUCCUGACAUCAAAGCCACACCAGACACUCUGUGGUUCACAGGCAGCACAACCAAAGCAUUUACGGCCGCUGCUGCUGCACUUAUGGUCCAGGACACCAUAGAGUAUCCUGAAAUCAGUUGGUCUAGCUCACUGUCGACACUACUGCCUGGAAAUUUCGCUCUCGAAGAUGACUACUACACGUCCCACAUAACUCUCGAGGACGCACUCUCCCAUCGAUCAGGACUACCUAGACAUGAUUUGGCAUACGGCUGGAGCGAAGGCAGAGAACCUGAUGCCCUUGACGUUAUCCGCACUAUGAGACACCUCCCUCUGACUGCAGAACCUAGAACCAAGUGGCAGUAUUGCAAUCUGAUGUACGGCACAGUUGGACAAGUGCUGGCGACGUUGAGUGGCAUGAAUUUCGGUGAUGUGCUGAAGAAGCUUAUCUGGGAGCCUAUUGGCAUGAAAUCUACUACUACUUCGACGAAGGAAGCUAUGGCUGCUAGAGACGACAAUGGAGAAAAGCGACUCUCCAGAGGCUAUUUUUGGAACACCGAUCAUUACCUACCAGAGCCAUAUACCAACCUUGGCCCUCUGGCUGGCGCUGGCGCUACCAUCUCCUCAGUCAAUGACUAUGCUUUGUGGAUACAAACUUUGCUAAACGCUGGCACAAAUGACUCCUCCCCAAUCAACGAAGCAAUCUAUAGAGAUCUAUUCGGGCCAAGGACUAUCAUGGAUGGUCUCUUCGACAAGGUCCAGGUUCUCCCACCUCUGUAUGCAUUGGGUUGGAUCAAUGUUAUGGCCGGCCCUCACGACGUUAUCACCCACUCCGGGUCUGUGACCGGCUUUGGUGCGAAUGUCUACAUUCUUCCUGGAGAAGAGGUUGGCUUGGUGACUAUGGCAAAUACGAUGGGUAGUAGUAAUCAGGCUGGAGCGUUGAUCUUCAUCGAAUUUAUGAAGAGGUUG